This is a messenger RNA of Mesitornis unicolor (brown roatelo), 996 nucleotides long. RefSeq names its product chromosome unknown open reading frame, human C9orf72 (gene C9orf72). Gene Ontology annotation, biological process: autophagy; endocytosis. Bases 43 to 996 code for a protein of 317 amino acids. The transcript is spliced from 9 exons. The record is from RefSeq and is a predicted model, not a curated record. Gene Ontology annotation, cellular component: autophagosome; endosome. NCBI's taxonomy places the organism in Eukaryota, Metazoa, Chordata, Aves, Mesitornithiformes, Mesitornithidae. Gene Ontology annotation, molecular function: guanyl-nucleotide exchange factor activity.
CAAGAACAUUUCCAGAAGAUUGUCUUGGAAGGCACGGAGAGAAUGGAGGAUCAGGGCCAGAGCAUCAUUCCAAUGCUGACAGGAGAAGUCAUUCCUGUAAUGGAACUCCUUUCAUCUAUGAAAUCACACAGUGUUCCAGAAGAAAUAGAUAUAAGUGACACAGUGCUAAAUGAUGAUGAUAUUGGGGAUAGCUGCCAUGAAGGUUUUCUUCUCAAUGCAAUUAGUUCACACCUGCAGACCUGUGGUUGUUCUGUAGUUGUAGGAAGCAGCGCAGAAAAAGUUAAUAAGAUUGUGAGAACAUUGUGUCUGUUUCUUACGCCAUCAGAGCGGAAGUGUUCCAGACUCUGUAGAAGUGAGUCUUCUUUCAAAUAUGAGUCCGGACUUUUUGUUCAAGGCUUACUCAAAGAUGCAACAGGAAGCUUUGUGUUGCCCUUCCGUCAAGUAAUGUAUGCCCCAUAUCCCACUACACAUAUAGAUGUAGAUGUCAAUACAGUGAAGCAGAUGCCCCCUUGUCAUGAACACAUCUAUAACCAACGACGAUAUAUGCGAUCUGAGCUGACAGCAUUUUGGAGAGCUAAUUCAGAUGAAGAAAUGUCUCAAGAUCAUAUAAUCCACACAGAUGAGAGUUUCACACCUGAUUUAAAUGUCUUUCAAGAUAUCCUACAUCGAGAUACAUUAGUAAAAGCCUUCCUGGAUCAGAUCUUUCAUCUAAAGCCUGGCUUGUCUCUAAGGAGCACUUUCCUUGCACAAUUUUUGCUAGUCCUUCACAGAAAAGCCUUAACUUUAAUAAAAUACAUAGAGGAUGACACGCAAAAAGGAAAAAAACCGUUUAAGUCUCUUCGUAGCUUAAAGAUAGAUCUUGAUUUGACAGCAGAGGGCGAUCUUAACAUAAUAAUGGCUUUAGCUGAGAAGAUUAAACCAGGUCUACAUUCCUUUAUCUUUGGGAAGCCAUUCUACACCAGUGUACAAGAACGUGAUAUGCUCAUGACGUUUUAA